Messenger RNA from Salvia splendens (bonfire salvia), 6518 nucleotides. Its product is annotated as callose synthase 2. Gene Ontology annotation, molecular function: 1,3-beta-D-glucan synthase activity. Lineage: Eukaryota; Viridiplantae; Streptophyta; Magnoliopsida; Lamiales; Lamiaceae. The transcript has 43 exons. Bases 410 to 6238 code for a protein of 1942 amino acids. Gene Ontology annotation, cellular component: 1,3-beta-D-glucan synthase complex; plasma membrane. Gene Ontology annotation, biological process: (1->3)-beta-D-glucan biosynthetic process. The record is from RefSeq and is a predicted model, not a curated record.
CUAUGUUUUGUUCUCAAACUUUCUAUGCUUUGUUUUCUCACAAAAUCAAUCAAGUCUUUCUUUAUUUUUCUGGAUAACAAUAAAAUUAAUACUCCACAUGUAUAAUUAUUCUUAAAAGAAGAUGAUUACUUUAGAAUUAAUGCUUUUUUCCCAAAUUUCUCUGCUAAUUAUCCUUUCACAAACAACACAAUAAUUGCGCCUGCCAUCAUUUCGUAACCACAAAAACAAACUUGAAAAAAAUGUCAUCUUUGCUCUGUGUCGUAGCCCUAUAGGCAAACUCCAGUAGACCCUUCAAAAGAAUUAUCGUUCCCAAUAAACUUCACCUUGCUUUCAAGAAUCACGCUCUCGUUAUUGUUUUCAUGGGCCAUUGAACUGAGUUCUUGUCCUGGUGUAAAGGUUUAAGGGUAAAAUGGCUUAUCAAAGAAGGGGGGCUGAUGGGCCACCGCAGAGGCGGAUUCUGCGGACUCAGACUGCAGGUAAUUUGGGGGAGUCAAUGGACAGUGAGGUGGUGCCCUCUUCUCUGGUUGAGAUUGCGCCAAUUCUUCGUGUUGCCAAUGAGGUUGAGCCUAUCAAUCCUCGUGUUGCUUACCUGUGCCGUUUCUAUGCGUUUGAGAAAGCUCACCGUCUAGAUCCAACAUCAAGCGGUCGUGGAGUUCGUCAGUUCAAAACUGCUCUUCUUCAACGCCUUGAACGAGAAAAUGAGACAACAUUAACAGCAAGAAAAGGAAGUGAUGCACGUGAGAUGAAGAAUUUUUAUCAGCUUUACUACAGGAAGUAUAUUGAGGCUUUGCAAACCGCUGAUAAAGCAGACCGUGCUCGACUUACAAAAGCAUACCAAACAGCUGCGGUGCUGUUUGAAGUCUUGAAGGCAGUAAAUCUCACAGAAGCUAUAGAAUUGGAUGAUGAGAUAUUGGAAAAGCACACUGUGGUCAAAGAAAAGACCCAAAUAUAUGUGCCUUACAAUAUCCUUCCUCUUGACCCAGAAAGUUCACAUCAAGCAAUCAUGAGAUACCCAGAGAUUCAAGCUUCUGUUGCUGCACUUCGUAAUACAAGAGGUCUUCCAUGGCCAAAGGGAUACAACAGAAAAGCUGAUGAAGACAUUUUAGAUUGGCUUCAGGCUAUGUUUGGUUUUCAGAAGCAUAGUGUGGCGAACCAGAGGGAGCAUCUGAUUCUAUUGCUUGCUAAUGUACAUAUCAGGCAACCCAAACCUGAUCACCAGCCCAAGUUGGAUGAUAGGGCACUUACAGAAGUUAUGAGGAAGCUUUUCAAAAACUACAGGAAGUGGUGCAAGUAUCUCGGUCGCAAGAGUAGCCUAUGGUUGCCAACUAUCCAGCAAGAAGUUCAGCAACGGAAGUUACUAUAUAUGGGUCUAUAUCUUCUUAUUUGGGGAGAAGCUGCAAACUUGCGAUUCAUGCCUGAAUGUCUAUGCUACAUAUAUCAUCAUAUGGCAUUUGAACUGUAUGGCUUGCUUGCUGGAAGUGUUAGUCCAACGACGGGUGAGCAUAUUAAACCUGCCUAUGGUGGUGAUGAAGAGGCCUUUCUGAAGAAAGUUGUAACUCCCAUUUACAACGUGAUUGCCAAGGAAGCUUUGCGUAUUAGAGGAGGAAGAUCUAAGCAUUCUCAAUGGAGAAAUUAUGAUGAUUUGAACGAAUACUUCUGGUCAGUUAAUUGUUUCAGACUAGGUUGGCCAAUGCGUGCUGAUGCUGAUUUCUUCUGCCUUCCCAUAGACAAUAUCAAUGCAGACAGAAGCGAGGAUAGAGAAUCCGUUCAAGCAGAUCGAUGGAUAGGAAAAAUCAACUUUGUUGAAAUACGUUCUUUUUGGCACUUAUUUAGGAGUCACGAUAGGAUGUGGAGCUUCUUUAUUUUAUGCCUACAGGCAAUGAUCAUAAUUGCCUGGAAUGGAUCUGGUGAUAUAAGUGCUGUAUUUGAAACUGAUGUGUUCAAGAAAGUAUUAAGCAUUUUCAUCACAGCAGCAAUUCUGAAACUUGUGCAAGCGGUUCUUGAUAUCAUUAUGAGCUGGAAAGCAAGGAUGAGUAUGUCACUGCAUGUAAAGCUGAGAUACGUACUAAAGUUUGUUUCUGCAGCAACAUGGGUGAUUGUAUUACCUGUGACAUAUGCAUACAGUUGGAAAAAUCCUUCUGGAUUCGGACAGACCAUUAAGGGAUGGUUUGGUGGAGGUGGUUCGGGUUCCCCUUCUUUGUUCAUGAUUGCGGUUUUUAUCUACUUAUCUCCAAAUAUGCUCUCUGCUUUGUUAUUUUUAUUUCCUUUGAUCCGAAGGAAUCUUGAAAGAUCAGAUUACAGAGUUGUAAGGCUCAUGAUGUGGUGGUCACAGCCUCGGCUCUAUGUUGGAAGGGGAAUGCAAGAGAGCACAUUUUCUGUGGCCAAGUACACUAUCUACUGGGUUCUCCUUUUGGCAGCAAAGUUGGCAUUUAGCUUUUAUGUAGAGAUAAAGCCUCUCGUACGUCCAACUAAAGAAAUCAUGAAGAUCCAUAUAGGCAAAUAUCAGUGGCAUGAGUUCUUCCCUCAAGCAAAAAAGAACAUUGGGGUCGUGAUUGCUCUAUGGGCUCCCAUUAUUAUUGUAUACUUUAUGGACACUCAGAUUUGGUAUGCUAUCUUUUCCACCAUAUUUGGAGGUAUAUAUGGGGCAUUUCGUCGUCUUGGAGAGAUUCGAACAUUGGGAAUGCUUAGGUCUCGCUUUGAGUCACUGCCUGGUGCUUUUAAUGCUUUCUUGAUUCCGGUAGAAAAAGAUGAAAAGCCAAAGGGACUAAGAGCCACAUUCUCCCGCAAAUUCCCUGAGAUCCAUUCUAAUACGGAUAAGGAGGCAGCAAAGUUCUCUCAGAUGUGGAACAAAAUAAUUGAAAGUUUUAGGGAGGAGGAUCUAAUAAAUAACAAGGAAAUGAAUCUACUACUCGUUCCAUAUCGUGCUGACCGUGAGUUGGACCUUAUUCAGUGGCCUCCUUUUUUACUUGCUAGCAAGCUUCCUAUAGCUCUUGAUAUGGCAAAAGAUAGCAACGGGAGAGAUAAGGAGCUUAAUAAGAGAUUGAACACCGACCCAUACAUGCGAUGUGCUAUUCGUGAAUGCUAUGCUUCUUGUAAAAACAUCAUCAACUUGUUGGUACUCGGAGAACAUGAGAAAGUGGUUAUAGAUGAGAUAUUUACCAAAGUUGAUUACCACAUAGGUCAGGGUAAUCUCUUGAAGGAACUUAACAUGAGUGCACUUCCAAACCUCUAUAAACAAUUUGUGGAGCUGAUAGAAAUUUUGAGUAAAAAUAUAAAAGAGGACAGAGAUCAACUGGUUAUUGUCUUGCUUAAUAUGCUCGAGGUUGUAACAAGAGACAUAAUGGAAGAUUCUGUUCCUAGUAUGCUAGAUUCUAGCCAUGGUAAUUCCUAUGGGAUGGAUCAGGGGAUGACCCCACUUGAUCAACAACAUCAGUACUUUGGGAGUGUUAAUUUUCCAAUAAUAAAAGAAACAGAGGCAUGGAAAGAGAAGAUUGGGCGGCUCCAUCUCCUGCUCACAGUGAAGGAAUCUGCUAUGGAUGUUCCAUCUAAUAUAGAAGCCAGGAGGCGCAUUUCAUUCUUCUCAAACUCAUUGUUUAUGGACAUGCCUCUUGCUCCCAAAGUCCGGAACAUGCUCUCCUUUUCCAUCUUAACUCCUUAUUACGAUGAAGAGGUUAUCUUCUCUGUUGAUUUGCUGGAAAAGCCAAAUGAAGAUGGUGUGUCAAUACUCUUUUAUCUUCAAAAGAUUUUCCCAGAUGAAUGGGAAAAUUUUCUGGAACGAGUUGGAUGCCACAGUGAAGAUGAUCUCAAGGGAACUCCAGAACUGGAGGAAGAGCUUCGGUUAUGGGCAUCGUAUAGAGGCCAAACAUUGACCAAAACUGUCCGGGGUAUGAUGUACUAUCGGCAAGCUUUGGAGCUUCAGGCUUUCUUAGAUAUGGCAAAGGAGGAAGAUUUGAUGAAAGGGUACAAGGCUGCCGAACUGAAUUCGGAGGAACAAGUAAAAAAUGAAAAUUCGUUACUAACGCAAUGCCAAGCUGUGGCAGACUUGAAGUUCACGUACGUAGUGUCCUGCCAACAGUAUGGAACUCAGAAAAGAUCUGGUGAUCGCCGCGCAACAGAUAUUUUAAAACUCAUGACAAAGUAUCCAUCACUCCGGGUAGCUUAUGUCGACGAGGUUGAAGAAACAGGUGGAGAUAAGCACAGAAAAAAGGUUGAGAAAGUGUACUAUUCAUCUCUCGUAAAAGCUAUGCCAAAGUCUGUUGACUCAUCGGAGCCAGAUCAGAAGUUGGACCAGGUUAUUUACAGGAUAAAACUUCCUGGAAAUGCCAUAUUGGGUGAAGGCAAACCAGAGAAUCAAAACCAUGCUAUAAUAUUCACCCGUGGUGAAGGCUUGCAAACCAUUGACAUGAACCAGGACAACUACAUGGAAGAAGCUUUCAAAAUGAGAAACCUAUUGCAAGAGUUCCUCAAAACGCAUGGUGUCAGGAAACCAACAAUUCUCGGACUUAGAGAACACAUAUUUACUGGCAGUGUAUCUUCACUUGCCUGGUUCAUGUCAAAUCAAGAGAAUAGUUUUGUGACUAUUGGCCAGCGAUUGUUGGCCGAUCCACUGAAGGUUCGUUUCCAUUACGGUCACCCGGAUGUAUUUGAUAGAUUGUUUCACCUGACAAGAGGGGGUGUCAGCAAAGCUUCUAAGAUCAUCAACUUAAGCGAGGAUAUAUUUGCAGGUUUCAAUUCCACACUUCGUGGAGGCAAUGUUACUCAUCAUGAAUACAUGCAAGUGGGUAAAGGAAGAGAUGUUGGCCUCAAUCAAAUCUCACUUUUUGAAGCAAAGAUAGCUUGUGGAAAUGGGGAGCAGACUGUGAGCCGUGAUAUUUACAGGCUAGGACAUCGCUUCGACUUCUUUCGCAUGCUGUCAUGCUAUUUCACGACAGUUGGCUUCUAUUUUAGCACUUUGCUUACUGUGCUCACGGUCUAUGUGUUUCUAUAUGGGCGUCUUUAUCUCGUUUUAAGUGGGCUUGAACAGGAGUUAAGUAACCAUCCAGCAAUACGAGACAACAAACCUCUUCAAGUUGCUCUUGCUUCACAGUCCUUUGUGCAAAUUGGGCUGUUAAUGGCUUUGCCUAUGAUGAUGGAGAUAGGGCUCGAGCAGGGUUUCCGUCAUGCAUUGACUGAUUUUAUUCUGAUGCAACUGCAACUUGCUCCUGUAUUUUUCACAUUUUCUCUAGGAACAAGGACUCAUUACUAUGGUAGGACUUUGCUUCAUGGAGGUGCACGAUAUAUGGCCACAGGUCGAGGAUUUGUCGUGUUCCAUGCAAAGUUUGCUGAAAACUACAGAUUGUAUUCACGGAGCCACUUUGUCAAGGGAAUUGAACUAAUGAUUUUACUGCUUGUUUAUCACAUAUUUGGACGAACAUACAGGGGUGUGGUUGCGUACGUGUUGAUUACCGUGUCUGUAUGGAUUUUGGUGGGCACAUGGCUCUUUGCUCCAUUUCUCUUUAAUCCUUCUGGUUUUGAAUGGCAAAAAAUAGUCGAUGACUGGACGGAUUGGAUUAAAUGGAUGAAUAAUCGGGGAGGUAUUGGAGUGCCUCCUGAAAAGAGUUGGGAAUCAUGGUGGGAGAAAGAGCAAGAGCAUCUCUUGCACUCUGGAACACGUGGUACAAUAUUCGAGAUAUUGCUGUCGAUACGUUUCUUCAUUUAUCAGUAUGCACUUAUUUAUCAUCUGAGCUUCACCAAGAAACACGAUAGCAUUCUGAUAUACGGUCUUUCUUGGCUGGUCAUCUUCGCAGUCCUCCUAAUUGUAAAGGUUGUUUCGUUAGGCAGGCGGCAAUUCAGUGCUGAUUUUCAGCUCGUGUUUCGGAUGAUCAAGGGCUUCAUCUUUCUUUCAUGUCUUUCUGUUCUAAUCACGCUAAUCGCUCUUCCUCACAUGACUUUCCAAGACGUUAUAGUUAGCAUCCUUGCAUUUAUGCCAACUGGAUGGGGUUUACUUCUGAUUGCUCAAGCUACGAAACCAUUGGUGGUUAGGCUUGGAAUCUGGGGUUCAGUGCGGACGCUUGCACGGGGUUAUGAAAUGGUAAUUGGGUUGCUAUUAUUCACUCCGGUUGCAUUCUUGGCGUGGUUCCCUUUUGUGUCCGAGUUCCAGACUCGGAUGCUGUUCAACCAAGCCUUCAGCAGAGGUCUGCAGAUAUCGCGUAUUCUUGGUGGACCGAAGAAGGAUCGUUCCUCCAGCAAUAAAGAGUAAGUGAAGCUGGACAUUGUUUGUCUGGAAUGGAAGUCUGUAAUAGAAGAGAAGUUGGCCUCUUCCAACCUGUGGAAAAAGGAUCACCUGCUCUAGUGUGCAUAUAGCAGUUUAGAUUGUGCUAUCUAGUAAUUGUUGGCUGCUGUUUUGUAUAGCCAACUCCAAUGAUUAGGGUUUUGGCAUCCUCAAGACUCAAAUCUUAGUUAUUGGUGAAUCUAUUUUGGGUGAAAUGGUUAGACGUGUAUGUGUUUUGGCUUCUCUACUAGGGUUGAACAUUCCGUUA